CGGCAGCAUCCAACACAAGUCGCAGGUUGCGGAACCCCCAGAAGCUCUAGUCAUCAAAAAAACAACAUUGUUUACCUCGGCGAUCUUACAAGAUGUUCAGCACUCAUCGGCUUAUGCUAUCCUGCUUCUACCUGGUCGUCCUGCUAAGCGUAUCCCUGGCCAUUGAGGACGCCCCUACCGACAUCGAGGAGGAUGUUAUCAAGAUUCAGAAUGAAACACAAAAGGUGAUCCGAGUGCAUCCGCACGACUUACCGCCCAAAAAGGACAACACCGGCAACCAAAUGAACUCGGCCCUGUUCCAAAUCCAAACCCUUCGUCCUGGUAGUGCCGGUGUGUCAAGCACUGGAUCGCCACGCCAGUAUGUGGACUCGAAGCAGAUGCGCAAACGUCGCCCCCGGCCAGCCAAGCUCCUGCGCGAAGAUGUGGUCGCCAGUGGUGAAGAUGCGACGCAGCCCGCUAUGAAAUACCCACUAAAAGCCUUUCCCAAGCAGAAACUGAAGCAGCAGAAGGAGCUCAAGUUCGAUCCUAGCGGGGACGGUGUUGCCCAGGGGGAGGAGACCCAAGUAUUGCCCGUCCAGAUGACACCCGGACCAUAUCCCGUGUACUAUGUGGUGUCCAAGACGAACGGUCGCUUCGGCAAGUUCCCCAUCAAGUCGUUCGGCUCGCCGGCGGAGUUCUCCAAGUAUCUGGUGAAGAGCAAGGCGGAGCCCAUCACCCGGAGCCAGCGAUUCGAGGUGAUCUUGUGAUCUUCCACUUAGUCAAAAUCUAAAUUAUUGUCCCCCCUCCCCCCACUCUCCUUAAUCGUUAGUCGUAAUUAUAAUCAUAAAUGCUAAUUGCUAAUUGCUUAAUGCUUAAUGCCUAAUGCCGUAAUAAACCUUAUGUCUAACUUU
Molecule: messenger RNA, 890 nt
Organism: Drosophila bipectinata
Lineage: Eukaryota; Metazoa; Arthropoda; Insecta; Diptera; Drosophilidae
Source: RefSeq, a predicted model, not a curated record